AUGGAGCAAGCUACAUAUCCCGGAGAUGACAUCAUCCCUGAUGCUGAGAUGAUUUACAAUCAGACCCGAACUAUCAGCGCAUCAGCAGCAGACAUAUUUCCAUGGGUCGUACAACUAGGAAAAGGUCGCGGAGGCUGGUAUCUUACAUCACGCUGGGAAAGGAUGCUGCCCAAGUCAUGGGUCGCCAGCCGUGUCAUCAACCCAACUUUUCAACAGCUCAAACCAGGAGAUCGAGUACCCGACUACGGAACAAAGGAUGACUAUUUCGAUGUUGUCAGUAUUGACCCACCUCGGUCGCUUAUCUACGAAAGCCUCUGGUUCGGCACAAAGUUUACAUGGGCCAUACUGCUUCACGAGACCGAAUCGGCAACUGGUGUAUCGACUGUCGUCCAUCUCCGGUUUCGUGGCAAAAUUGCGCCUACGGGACUGAGGCGUAGAGUAAUUGUCUGGCUUGGAGGUAUUUUGGACCACACUACAACAGCGCCGAUGCUAGCUGGGUUGGCUGAGAGGGUGGAGAGGGAGCAUGUCGACUGA
Molecule: messenger RNA, 534 nt
Organism: Fusarium vanettenii 77-13-4
Lineage: Eukaryota; Fungi; Ascomycota; Sordariomycetes; Hypocreales; Nectriaceae
Exons: 1
Coding region: 1-534 (177 amino acids)
Source: RefSeq, a predicted model, not a curated record